This is a messenger RNA of Colossoma macropomum (tambaqui), 1602 nucleotides long. RefSeq names its product potassium channel, subfamily V, member 2a (gene kcnv2a). Gene Ontology annotation, cellular component: voltage-gated potassium channel complex; membrane. NCBI's taxonomy places the organism in Eukaryota, Metazoa, Chordata, Actinopteri, Characiformes, Serrasalmidae. Bases 1 to 1602 code for a protein of 533 amino acids. Gene Ontology annotation, molecular function: voltage-gated potassium channel activity. The transcript is spliced from 2 exons. The record is from RefSeq and is a predicted model, not a curated record. Gene Ontology annotation, biological process: potassium ion transmembrane transport; protein homooligomerization.
AUGUUCAAGUUUAAGGGAAGGAGGCGAAGCCUCUUCCCCAAUUACAAACUUGGAGGCGCAAACCUCUGUGCCAGUGAUCCUGUGGUGGAAGAUGAGCUUCCUUUCGCCCAGCAAAACUGGCUGAAGCCUUGGAAUUCCAUGCAGGAACUCAGUCGGGACAUCUAUGACAUCUAUGAAGAAUACGAAAAUGAUGAAGAUGACCGAAUGAUGACCACACCUCUAAAGCUUUCGUCUCCAAUUAAGAACUACAUGUUGAAUAUUAAUGUGGGUGGCAAAGUGUACCAGAUCUCUUACAGGGUGGCAGCGAAAUACCCCAAGACCAGAAUUGGCCGUCUUGCGACGUACACGGACCACAACAGAAAGCUUGACCUCUGCGACGACUACAUUGUCCAGAACAACGAGUUCUUCUUUGACCGGGAUCCGGACAUCUUCCACAACAUCUUCAAUUUCUACCGGACCGGGGUUCUCUGGAUAAAAGACGAGCUGUGUCCUCGCAACUUCUUGGAGGAGAUUAACUACUGGGGCGUCCGAAUCAAGAACACCCACCGGUGCUGCCGUAUCUCCUUUGAGGAGCGGCAGGAUGAGCUGAACGAGCAGCUUAAGGUUCAACGAGAGCUGCAGGCCGAGAUUGAGGUGGAGGAAAAUGAGGAGCUCUUCAGAGGGAUGGCUUUGGGACCGAUCCGGCGCAAGAUCUGGAACCUCAUGGAGAAACCUUUCUCCUCGAUUACGGCCAAACUCAUGGCUGUGGCCUCCAGCUUCUUUGUGCUGGUCUCACUGGUGGCCAUGACCCUCAACACGGUGGAGGAGAUGCAGUACAAAACGCCCACCGGCCAGCUUAGUGGAAAGACCUACACAGAGUAUGUGGAGACCUUCUGCAUUGCAUUCUUUACCGUGGAGUACCUGCUUCGGCUUGUGUCCACACCGGACCUCAAGCGCUUUGGGAGGAGUGUGCUGAACGGAGUGGACCUGAUCGCUAUCCUCCCCCUCUACCUGCAGAUGAUUUUGGAGUGCUUUGAGGAUGAGGACUAUCAGAGGCACCACAGCGACAUUGAGACGGUGGGGAGGGUGGGCAAAGUGGGACAGGUGCUACGCAUCAUGCGUCUAAUGAGGAUCUUCCGCAUCCUGAAGCUGGCCCGGCACUCCACAGGAUUGCGAGCCUUCGGCUUCACGCUCCGCCAGUGCUACCAGCAAGUGGGAUGCCUUUUCCUCUUCAUUGCAAUGGGAAUUUUCACCUUCUCUGCUAUGGUUUACACAGUGGAGCAUGAUGUCCAUCAAACAAACUUCACCAGCAUACCUCAUGCGUGGUGGUGGGCAGCUGUAAGUAUCUCCACUGUGGGUUAUGGGGACAUGUUCCCAGAGACUCACUUGGGCAGGAUUUUUGCAUUCGCCUGCAUCUCAUUUGGGAUCAUUCUGAACGGCAUGCCGAUCUCCAUCUUAUACAACAAGUUCUCCGACUAUUAUUCCAAGCUGAAAUCCCACGAGUACACUUCCAGUUUGAAGGCUCGUGGCAAAGUGAGGUUUGCCAAAAGAGCUGCCAAGAAGUUUGCAGAGUGCUGCGAGAAGCCAUACACUACCGCUCCAGAACCGCUCCACUGUGAAUAA